CUUUUUGUGUGUUGGGUUUGUGCUGGGUUUGGAAGGGGGGAGGGUGUGUGGUGGUUGAUGGGGAGGAUGUGAUACUAGGGAAGGGAGGAGAUGGAUGUGUGUAGAUGAUGUUGCUGAUCAAGUGGAAAUCUCUGCUCGCGUCUUCUUAUUAUUGAUCUGUAUAUUAUUCGAAGGAUAUUCGUGUUCAAUAUGUCAUGAUCAUUCUGCCAAGGUUCAGCUUGGUUGCUUAGGGAUAGAAAGAAGUAUAGUCUACGCUUCUAACCAAAUGCACAACUUCUAUGAUUCCGCCUAUAUGGUGAUGUGACACGUACAAGAACAUGGAAUUGAAAAUGACAUGCUAAGAAAUGAAGAA
Aspergillus piperis CBS 112811 is the source of this 352-nucleotide messenger RNA. RefSeq lists its product as uncharacterized. Bases 95 to 304 code for a protein of 69 amino acids. Lineage: Eukaryota; Fungi; Ascomycota; Eurotiomycetes; Eurotiales; Aspergillaceae. The transcript has a single exon. The record is from RefSeq and is a predicted model, not a curated record.